Molecule: messenger RNA, 1011 nt
Organism: Saccostrea cuccullata (small rock oyster)
Lineage: Eukaryota; Metazoa; Mollusca; Bivalvia; Ostreida; Ostreidae
Product: interferon-induced protein 44-like
Exons: 7
Coding region: 2-931 (309 amino acids)
Source: RefSeq, a predicted model, not a curated record
CAUGGGAUCGAGUGGGUCAAAGGAAACCGUAGAGAGCGCCCCGGUCAAGCCAACAGGACCUCCACCUUUGAUGAGCAGUCCUUGGAGAUCACAUAUUACAUGGAGUGAAAGUGAACGAAGACAGCUAUUGGACGAUAUAUACAAUUUCAAGGUCAAGGGUGGGAUACAAUACCUAAACUGUUUUCUACUAGGGCAGUCAGCUUCCGGCAAAACAUCGUUUUUCAACACAUGUGCUACAGCUCUGAAAGACGAAGGAAGAAUACUUCGUCCUUUAACUGUUUUAAGAGCAGCUGGAUCAAGUGUUACUACUAAAUUUGAAACACAUCCUUUGUACACUAAAUCUGAUCAAGUCUUGAAAUUACGCAUCUUUGACUGUCGUGGAUUGCAUGAUAUUGAGGGCGUAACAGAUGAAAACAUUCGUCUGAUUCUUGAUGGACAUGUAAAACACGAAUAUAAGAUUGUCCCAGAUGAAACAAUUCAACACACCGAUGAUUACUAUAGAGCUGAUCCUCAACUGGGGGAUAAAAUGCACUGUGUCGUGUAUGUAGUUAAUGCUGAGAAUCCAGGAGCGGCCUUAGCCGGUGGUGCUGCGACAAGAAGUUUUGAAAAAAUCAAGAAGAAAAUUAGCCAAACACACGUUCCACAGAUCGUACUCAUGAAUAAAGUAGACAGACUCCGGGGAUCACUAGCCAAUGACAUAUCAGAAUUGUUCCGAAGCGAGGAAGUUAAGAACAAAUUUACUGCUGUCGCCAGAUUUAUGAAUUUGCCUGAUAUGAACAUCCUACCUAUGUCCAACUACCACAGCGAACCUGUUCCAAACAGGAACAAGGAUAUAUUGGCACUUACCAACUUGAAAGUAAUUAUGGGUAGUGCUAACGAUUUUGUGCAAGGUCGUGGCACUAGCAACGCUCCGUCGGGAUUCUUUGACUAAACAUCUUAAUGCAUGACCCUGUUGACAAGAAAGUGAUGUAAAAUAUAACGAUCUGUGCCCUUGUGAUCCCGGAAUGCCAU